UUUAUCGAGUUUCUUCCAAUUUCUUCUUCUUCUCCUGUUACUCUUCUCCUGUUACCCUGUAACCCCGGCCGUUUUGCUUCUCUUCUUCUCUUCUUCACGGAACACUUCUUCACGGAACAGAACAGUGCUUCUUCUUCUCGUCUUCUUCUCUACAAGUGAUACGGGUUUAAUUCAAUCUCGUCCUUCAAAUAGAGAUGUCGAUUUCCAGGUUCAAUAAUCGCAUAAAGACGAACAAGAAACAAAAAUAUGUAGCCGAUAAUGAAUAUAAUUUAAUCUCUACUGGUAAGUAUAAGGAGAUUGAUGUUCCCGGGUUAGGGAGAUUUCCUGUCGUGGAAGAUGAUAAACCACACGCUUCUAUGGAUAUCACGGUUUCAGACAAUAGUAACUCUCAUUAUACAUAUCGUGGUAACCUUUAUUCGAUCACUGCUCAAUAUAAGCUUAUUUCUGUACUUAGUCCUAGAGUGAAAUAUAUUAUUGAAAAAGCAGGAUGGGAUAGACUGUUGAACAUGGAAUUGGGUGAAUGUCUGCAUGCCAUGGUCGAAUAUAUUGUGGAGAGGUUUUGGGAUACAACUAAUACUUUUCACUUCCCUUUUGGUGAGAUGGGGUUUACACCACUUGAUUGGGUCAUGUUGACAGGAGUGACUAUUGGAGAUGGGGUUGAUAUUCCGUAUGAUUCUCAAAAGUACCAAUUUGAAUAUGAUCUUGAUGCAGUUUCCACUUAUGAUUGGGGUGCCGCCGCUUUUUCGAGAUUGUAUGCGGCACUCUGUAUAGCUGGUCGGAAGCGGAAGUCACUAAGCGGGCCCUUCCAAGUAUUAGAGUUUUGGGGCUACGAAUAUUUGGGCAUAUGUGCACCUGAGGUAGUCCAACCUCUGGAUGAUCAACCAAUAUGGCCUAGAUGUAGUAGGUGGAAACCAAAGAAGAAGGUGGUUGAUAUUGUUCGUUGUAGAACUUCACUGAAUAAAUUGACCGCGGACCAAGUUACAUGGCAACCCUGGGAAUCAUGCAGACAAAUCCUUGAUUCUGAAAUUGGAGUAAAAACUAUCAUGCUCUCAAACGCAAGGAUUAUAUUUUCUUGGAAUGGCGUUGUGUUGGAGGCAAAACCAUCCCACCUUUGCUGUUCCCAUAGUUCAACAUAUAAUUGUUGGGGAUAUCGAUGACGCGCAAGGAAAACGCCUAAUCGAUGAGGGCUGGUCAGAUGCAACAGAUAUUGUGAAAGUUGUUUCGUAUGAUAUGUAUAUGCAAUAUUAGCGAAAGGUAACUAACUUUAAAGGUUAUGUAACAUACCCCGAUUGGGAUGUUCCAGUAUAUGGGUACAACGGUGAGCUUCAUAAUCACACGAUGCAAAAGCCGGCUGAACAUAUACAUAUUCCUCCUCAACAUCAAAUAUCCCCCGAUGAAUGUUAUUCAUUUUAUCAAGAGCAUGUUGAUUUUGGUCAUCAAUUACGUACUUUCACAUUAAAUCAAUCAAAAGAUCAAAUGGAGAUUAGGAGGGCGAAUGUUGCUGAAAUUGAAAGACUAAAACACCAUAACCACAUGUUGGAGGUACAACUCUCUCAAUUGGGAUUGGCACCACAAUCCCAACCUCCCAUUGGAUUCAGUCAGUUUUCCCAAACAAUACCACAACCAGUUUGGAUGAGUAUGGCACAAGGAUCAGCUGCACAGACGAGAUUGGGAUCAGCUUCAACGACGUCGUCAAUUAAUCCCACUUCGAGAGUCAAUAUGCCUUUUCUCCCUCCGCGCUCGGGAUCUUUGGAGGAGAAUACAGAUGAUAUGAACGGUUAAUUUCAAGUUACGAUGUAUAGUCAUUUCAUAAAGUGAACAGUUAGACUAAUAGUUGAUGUGUGGGUUUUUUACUCUUUGGCGUACUGUCUUAGAGUGACAGUGAGUGGUCAUCUCCCUUCUGAGUGUGUAGACGAAUCUUUCAGUAUGUCUACUCUUUUCGAUGUCUCUAAUCUUAUCUUGUUUUUUUAUUAAAUGUAUAGCCAGACAAAAAAAGGUUUGUUUUUUUAAUUAAUAUUUACUUUUGGA
Molecule: messenger RNA, 2028 nt
Organism: Papaver somniferum (opium poppy)
Lineage: Eukaryota; Viridiplantae; Streptophyta; Magnoliopsida; Ranunculales; Papaveraceae
Exons: 6
Coding region: 195-1157 (320 amino acids)
Biological process (GO): meristem development; meristem maintenance
Source: RefSeq, a predicted model, not a curated record